AUGUAUCUGGAUAACAAAGGUUUAUUUGAUGGGUUUGUCGGUCCGACCGGUGUCGAUAACGUUUAUUGUGUCUAUGGAACCCAAGUCGAUACAGCCUAUCAACUCGUCUAUCGUCCGCCGACUUCCUCCAUUCCCGCUUUCCCUGAACAAAAACCCCAGUUGAUUAUGGGCGAUGGGGACGGAACAGUGGAUUUAAAGAGUCUGCAAAUGUGUCACUCAUGGCCGGGAGUGAAAGUGGUGAGAAUACCCGGGGGUCGGCACCGAGAACUUGUGGGCGAUUCGCGAUUAAUUGACCUGAUUCAACAGAUAGCGCGCGUGAAACGUGUCUGA
Messenger RNA from Echinostoma caproni, 330 nucleotides. Lineage: Eukaryota; Metazoa; Platyhelminthes; Trematoda; Plagiorchiida; Echinostomatidae. The record is from the annotation of a GenBank genome assembly.